UUGAGAAAGAAUUAUUAAUCACAGCUAUGGAGCAUAUACGAACACCAAAGAUCGAAAAUGUUCGUCUAUUGGAUCGGUUUAAUAGUCGUAAACCAUCGGUAGGAACGUUAUAUUUGACCGCGACUCACCUGAUAUUUGUUGAUCCUGCUGGAAAGAAAGAAACAUGGAUUAUGCACAUGCAUGUUGCAUCGGUUGAAAAGCUACCUUUAACGACUGCCGGCUCACCGCUACAAAUCCGUUGUAAGAACUUCCAAGCAGCGACAUUUAUAAUCCCACGAGAGCGAGAUUGCCAGGAUAUUUUCAUCUCAUUAUGUAAAUUAUCCAAGCCAGUUGUUUUGGAGGACCUUUACGCUUUCCAUUAUAAUUCUCCUAAUUUACAAAUCAGCAAAAGUUCAGGAUGGAAUUUAUUCGACAUGGAAACUGACUACAGCAGAAUGGGCAUCCCCAAUGAUAACUGGUGCGUCUCUUCAGUCAAUAAAAACUAUGAUAUAUGUGAUACGUAUCCCCGUCAACUAUACAUGCCAACUAACGUGAGUACGCCAGUGUUAGUUGGUAGCUCAAAGUUCAGAAGUAGGGGAAGGUUACCAGCGUUAUCUUAUCUACACAGAGAAAAUCAAGCAGCAAUAUGUCAGUACAGUCAGCCUCUCACUUCAAUCAAUGCUAUGGCUAAUAAAGCCACAGGUAAAGGCUAUGAAAACACAGACUUCUACCUAGAUAUCAAAUUUCAAUUUCUGGGAAUUGAGAAUAUCCAUGUGAUGAGAGGCAGUCUACAAAAACUUAUAGAAGUUUGUGAAUUGAAGAAUCCAUCUAUGAGUUCAUUUCUGGAUGGUUUGGAAGCUAGCUCCUGGUUAAAACAUAUUAAAGCAGUCAUGGAUACGUCUGUGUUUAUAGCCAAGGCUGUUGCUGAAGAGAAUGCCAGCGUUUUAGUACACUGUUCGGACGGCUGGGAUAGAACGGCACAGACAUGCUCACUGUCUAGUAUGAUGUUGGAUCCUUACUAUAGAACUUUGCAGGGUUUCCAGGCACUCAUAGAAAAAGAAUGGUUGGCAUUUGGACACAAGUUCACUGAAAGGUGUGGUUUUCUCGAUGUCGACCCAAGGGAAGUGUCUCCAGUCUUUACUCAGUUUUUAGACGCUGUGUAUCAAUUAACGCAGCAGUUCCCCUGUGCAUUUCAAUUUAAUGAACGUUUUCUACUUACGUUGCAUGACCAUGUAUUCUCCUGUCAGUUUGGUACUUUCUUGGGCAACUGUGAAAAAGAAAGACUUGAACACAGAUUGUCUGAGGAGACAUACUCACUAUGGGGUUAUUUACAAAGCAGAAUGACAGACUAUGUCAAUCCAUUGUACAGAAAAGACCAUUCUGUCACUAAAGGAGUUAUGAUACCAAACACAAGUCCACAAUGUUUUAAAUUUUGGCGUGGUAUGUAUAAUAGAUUUGAGAAUGGCAUUCAUCCAAGAGAAUCUUUACCAGAUGUUUUAAGUGCAAUGAAAGAUCACACAACGUCCUUAGAAGAUCAUGUUACAUAUUUAGAAAAGAAAAUUGUUAGUUUGAAAAGAAUUUUGAGUCUGGACGCUGAGAAGAAUUCAAUUGAUGUGAAUGAUGAGCUAAAUGAUAAGAACAUUGUAAAUGAUAACUGCGGUGACCUUGACAGUGCAAUAGAAUCUAGUAGUGAAGACGAAGUGAUAAUGAUGACAAAUGCAAAAAGUAAUUUAGACAUCGUUACUAAAGAUCAGUUAAACCAAGCGUUUGAAUCAGUUGGCUUGGAAUGGAAGACAAUAAGAAAUGUCCGACAAUGUUCAUGUGCUUCACCGUUCGAUCAUUUCAGUAGAAGGUACCAUUGCUGGAAAUGUGGUGAAGUAUUUUGUACUAGAUGUAUCGACAAGCAAACUCCAUUACCAGGUCAUUACUCACAGAGUCCUGUAUCUGUGUGCAGACCUUGUUAUAAAGAACUCAAAAAUGGUAAAACCACUGCCACACCGACACCUACAGAUGAAUCUGAUUAAAUUCACAUGUGCUUCAGUAUUCAGUAUGUUUUGUGAAAAUGUCCAUUCUGUAGUCUAUUGCAUCAUCAUAUAUGGCUUGUUGUAGAAUAAUGCAUCACCAUAUAUGGCUCAUUGUAAUUCUUCUACAUCACCAUAU
Molecule: messenger RNA, 2139 nt
Organism: Saccoglossus kowalevskii
Lineage: Eukaryota; Metazoa; Hemichordata; Enteropneusta; Harrimaniidae
Product: phosphatidylinositol-3,5-bisphosphate 3-phosphatase MTMR6-like
Biological process (GO): phosphatidylinositol dephosphorylation
Cellular component (GO): cytoplasm
Molecular function (GO): metal ion binding; phosphatidylinositol-3,5-bisphosphate phosphatase activity; phosphatidylinositol-3-phosphate phosphatase activity
Source: RefSeq, a predicted model, not a curated record